AUGGGUGUACCGUCGUUCUACAAGUGGUUAAUCGAGAAGUAUCCAUUGAUUUUGCAAGAGGUAAUUGAACCAGACCCUCUCGAAUUCAAUGGCGUCACGAUUCCGGUCAAUACUUGCGAACCUAAUCCUAAUGGCGAGUAUGACAAUUUGUAUCUCGACAUGAACGGAAUCAUUCAUCCAUGCUUCCAUCCCGAAGACAAGCCUGCUCCAACUACGUUUUCGGAGGUGUUUCAACGCAUGUUCGAUUACAUAGACAGGCUUUUUGUGAUGGUACGGCCAAGGAAGCUCUUAUUCAUGGCUAUUGACGGAGUCGCUCCGAGGGCUAAAAUGAAUCAGCAGAGAUCCAGAAGGUUUAGAGCAGCAAAGGAUGCAGAAGAAGCAGCAGCUGAAGAAGAGCGGCUGCGGCAGGAGUUUGUGCAAGAAGGGAAGAGGUUGCCUCCUAAAGUGGAUUCUCAAGUUUUUGAUUCUAAUGUUAUAACUCCUGGAACACAGUUCAUGGCUACACUGUCAUUUGCGUUGCAAUACUACAUUCACGUUAAACUAAAUUCUGAUCCUGGUUGGAAAAAUAUUAAGGUUAUCCUCUCAGAUGCCAAUGUUCCUGGUGAGGGGGAACACAAGAUCAUGUCAUACAUACGUCUUCAAAAGAACCAUCCUGGUUAUAACCCAAACACUCGCCAUUGUCUGUAUGGUUUGGACGCCGAUUUGAUUAUGCUGGCUUUGGCCACCCACGAAGUUCAUGUUUCCAUCCUUCGUGAGGUUGUUUUCUUUCCUGGACGUCUAGACAAAUGCUUCUUGUGUGGUCAGAUCGGGCACCAAGCAGCAGAUUGUGAGGGCAAGGUAAAGAGGAAGGUAGGAGAAAUUUUUGAUGAUAGUGUGACAGAUGACGAGGUCAAGAAGCCAUACCAGUUGGUCAAUAUCUGGAUACUACGAGAGUAUUUGGAAAAGGACAUGCAGAUACCUUACUCCCGAUUGCGAAAAGAUUUGGAUCGCGUUAUUGAUGAUUUCAUCUUCAUCUGUUUUUUUGUUGGGAAUGAUUUCUUGCCACAUAUGCCUACGCUAGAGAUACGGGAGGGUGCUAUAGAUUUACUGAUGUCUGUGUACAAGAAGGAAUUUGGACCUAUGGAUAGUUACUUAAGCAAUGGAAGCAAGCUGGACUUAAGAAAUGUGGAGCAUUUUAUCCAGGCCGUUGGGUGCUUUGAAAACCAGAUAUUUCUGAAGAGAGCAGAAACACUUCAGAGGCAAUCGGAAAGGUUUUUUCGUGAUAGAGCUACAGUAGGCAGAAAAUAUAACUAUGGCCAGGUGGUGCAACCAGAUUCUCUAGUUGAAGAGUCUGAUUUAUUGCAUUCCUCGCCUCCACAGAAAUAUUUACGUCUGUCUUUGGAUGAUAACAUUGGCGUAGCAAAUGUUGAAACAGAAAAUAGCAUCAAAGCAGAAGAACUAGAAAACAGAGAAGAAUUGAAGUUUAAGCUUAAGAAACGGCUGCGCGAAAAGGGUGAUUUGUUCAGCUCAGGAAAUGGCGAACCAGAUAAGGUUAGGCUAGGUGUAGCAGGAUGGAGGGAGAGAUAUUAUGAGGAGAAAUUCACAGCUAAAUCUGUCGAGGAGAUGGAACAAAAACGCAGAGAUGUUGUUUUGAAGUAUACGGAAGGCCUUUGUUGGAUAAUGCAUUAUUAUUAUCAUGGUGUUUGUUCCUGGAAUUGGUUUUAUCCAUAUCAUUAUGCACCUUUCGCAUCUGAUCUCAAGUUGCUUGAUCAGCUAGAUAUUAAGUUUGAUUUGGGUUCCCCAUUUAAACCUUUCAAUCAGCUUCUGGCAGUUCUUCCAUCUGCAAGUGCACAUGCUCUCCCAGAGUGCUAUAGGACAUUGAUGACAAAUCCAAAUUCACCUAUAGCUGAUUUUUAUCCUUCCGAUUUUGAAGUUGACAUGAAUGGAAAGCGCUUUUCUUGGCAGGGUGUAGCGAAACUGCCUUUUAUUGAAGAACAGCGUCUACUGGAUGCAGCCGCACGAGUGGAGCACUCACUGACGAACGAAGAAAUUCGAAGAAACAGUGUGUUGUGUGACAUGCUCUUUGUGGUUGCAUCUCAUCCCCUUGCUGAGCUCAUCCGUUCUCUUUACAGCCGUACCAACAAAUUGAGCAACGAAGAACGAGCAACAAUUACGGAAAAAAUUGACCCUGUACUAAGUGAAGAGAUGAAUGGUUACUUAGCUUCAUGUGGUGGAGAUAGUCAGCCUCCAUGCUUCAGGUCCCCAAUCGAGGGCAUGGAAGAUGUUUUAGCUAAUCAAGUCAAUUGCGCCAUAUACAAACUUCCAGAUGAUGUUAGAGGCAGUGACAUUGCUCGUCCAGCUCCAGGAGUGGUGCUCCCUAAACAGACUGUACAACUAGUGGAUUUGAAAGGUGGAGCUGAUCUAUGGCAUGAAGAUGGUGAGAGAAGAAGAAGAGCUCCUCAAAGGAUCAUAAAAGUUAAGAGGUCUAACCCUGAAGAAUGCAUUUCUGGGCUUAGGCUUGGAAAUGCAGCACACAGGCUUGUGCUACAAACAAUAAACGCUCAACCUGAUAAUACGUAUGUCAACUCAGAAGCAGCAUUGUGUCCAAAUACUUUUUUCCAGAAUCAACAAGUGUCGAAAAAAGUCCCAACAUUCCAAGGGGAUAAGAUAAGCCUACAGAGCGAAAUCACUUGGGAAAAGGAAAACAAAAGCAUUGGAAGGAAAGACAAUGAAUCGAAAAGACGCAAGGAUCGUCGGGACUUGCGUGAAGAGAAAAGACGCGAGGCAGAGCAGGAAAGGAGAGAACUAGAGGAGAGGAGGAAGAAGAAGUGGGAAAACAAAAAACGCGAAGCAGCGGAGGAAAGAGAGAGAUAUAUAGAGGAGAGGAAGAAGAAGAAAGCARAAAAUAUACUCAAGGCAGAGGAGCUCAGACAGAAAAAGGUAGAGAGAAAGAAGAAAAGGCAGGAGAGAUUACUCAAGUCACAGAUGAUGAAGAAGAUAAUGCGCAAGAAAGAGGAGAAAAAUUUGGCUAAUAGAUUAAUGAAAAGAAAAACUGUUACUGAGCAACAAAAGAUGGCAUUAUCACAACAACAGGCUACCUAA
Molecule: messenger RNA, 3081 nt
Organism: Arabis nemorensis
Lineage: Eukaryota; Viridiplantae; Streptophyta; Magnoliopsida; Brassicales; Brassicaceae
Source: the annotation of a GenBank genome assembly